AAUAAAUACUGAAUUAAUUAACCUGGAGCAUUCAACUUUAAAUCUAGACUACGGAAAAACAGGAAAUCGUUACAACAUAAUGUCGACAGCUAUAAAACUUGCCGUGCUCACAGCCGUGAUAGCCUCUUUUAUAGCACAAUCAGAAUCAACGGCGACAUGUGAUGACGGCUGGACUGCAUACGGCCCCUCUUGCUACUUCUUUGAAGACGAAACAAAACUGCACUGGAUAGAAGGAACGCAAUACUGCUCGGUGCACGAGGGAGCUUACAUCACCACCAUCCAAUCAGAGGGCGAGUUACUCUUCUUGCAGGACAUGUGCAGGCGCCUUUUUAAACACGGUUUUUGGCCCUUGUUAACCCAGCCAUUUUUAGAUUUAAGAAUAACGAAAGGGCUUGGAUCCAAGUACUUCAGUGUUUACAUAUAUUUUGGCUGCUAA
This is a messenger RNA of Dreissena polymorpha, 436 nucleotides long. RefSeq names its product perlucin-like protein. The transcript has 3 exons. NCBI's taxonomy places the organism in Eukaryota, Metazoa, Mollusca, Bivalvia, Myida, Dreissenidae. Bases 80 to 436 code for a protein of 118 amino acids. The record is from RefSeq and is a predicted model, not a curated record.